CGGAGGGUCGGGAUAGGGACGGCCUUCGUCUUCUUCAUCUUCAUCUUCUCCAAUCCCUUCGCCACCACCGUGGUGUUUGGUCGAGAUUCGUCCACUUCUUGGUAGGGUUGCGGGGUUCGCCGCCCCAUCGACGGACACAGGCGGGGCGUGGAGCGACCGGAGUCCGUCGAGCUCUGUUACGUGGGCGGAGCGCGGACGAGCAACCGCGGCUCGGCUCGACUGCCCACACGGGAGAGCGGGUCCCACCACUGCAAGGUCUUUUUAGAGCAACUAACAGUCAUUGCAACGCUCCGAUAGUAACCGUUAUCUUGUAUGAGAACGGAAGUAACAGUCAUUGUAUCGUACCCACGUGACAGUUAUUUCGUAUAAUAACGGAAGAUUGCCGAUACAUGCUUUCCACAGUUUGAUGACAUAAUAGAAUAUACCGGCACACCACCUACAGCCACAAGAACAUGCGCUACCCCGCACCGGUUUAAGUCAUCCCGAACCCGGUCAAUCGCGCGCUGUCCCUUCUCCCGCCGCUGCCAAGGGUUAGGGUUUCUUCCAUUCGCAGACUGAUUUCUGUUUCCAAGUCAUGGUUGAUAUUGGAAAGCGUCAGCAGAGGGAUAAUGACAGUGAAGGUAAGCAGCAGAAGAAAAGAUUGGUCAACAAUGAUGGUACCAGGGACAGUGAAUUGGUCGUAUAUCGUAUCCUAUGCCCACUUGGUGUUAUCGGGAGUGUGAUUGGAAAGAGUGGUAAAAUUAUAAACUCCAUUAGACAAGAGACAAAUGCUAAAAUCAAAAUUGUUGAUCCUUUUCCUGGUGCGGAUAAGAGGGUUAUUACUAUUUACUGCUAUGUUAAGGACAAGAAUCCUGUUGAUGUUGAUGAAGAUAUCCUGCGACCACUUUGCCCUGCCCAGGAUGCCUUGCUUAAGAUUCAUGAUGCUAUAGUAAAUGCUUUAGAUAACUCUAAUGAGUUUGAAAAUAAACAGAAGGAAGGGGUUUAUAUCCUAGUGCCAGCAAGCCAAGCUGCAAAUAUCAUAGGUAAGUCUGGGUCUAUCAUCAAGAAACUGAGAUCCAAGACCAAUGCAAACAUCAAAAUUACUCCAAAGGAUCCCUCUGAUGCCACGCAUUCUUGUGCAAUGAGUUUUGACAACUUUCUUCAGAUUACUGGUGAUGCUGAAGCAAUUAAAAGAGCGCUAACUACAGUUUCUGCUAUCAUGUAUAAAUUUUCACCAAAAGAAGAGAUACCCCUCGAUAGCUCAGUUCCUGAUCUUCCCCACAUAUUGAUUCCCUCAGAUGUUCCCAUAAUUCCAGCUGGUAGUAUCUAUCCCACUGCAGACACCAUAUUACCUCCUGGAUCUUUGCCACCAGUCAUAGCUGCAACUCAUCAAGCAUCUGAGAUUCCUGGAUUUAUAGAUGCUUCUAAUAUGUGGCCAAUGUAUCCAUCUACUCUUCCUGUUGUCCCUGGAUAUGGUGGUCCAGCACGUUCAGAGGACCUGGUCUUACGAGUUCUUUGCCCAUUUGACAAAGUUGGACGUGUCAUUGGCAAGCAAGGAAAUACUAUAAAGAGCAUAAGGCAAUCCAGUGGAGCAAAAAUCAACGUUGAUGAUACUAGGGAUGAUACUGAUGAGUGUACUAUCACCAUCACAUCUAAAGAGUCUUCCAAUGAUGUGAAGUCCGCUGCAGUUGAAGCUGUUUUGCUGCUUCAAGAAAAGAUUAAUGAUCAAGAUGAUGACAGUGUUAAUAUUCGCCUUCUUGUUCCUUCAAAAGUCAUUGGCUGUCUUAUUGGCAAGAGUGGUUCAAUUAUAAAUGAUAUGCGCAAAAGUACAAAGGCGAAUAUUUAUAUCUCAAAGGGUGAAAAACCCAAACGUGCUGCAUCUGAUGAAGAGCUUGUGGAGGUAUCUGGAGAGGUAGGUAAGUUGCGUGAUGCACUCGUGCAGAUUAUUUUAAGGCUUAGAGAAGACGCUUUAAAAGACAAGGAUGGUAAUCAGAAUGCUCAAAAGGACAGCAAUCAGAAGGUUCCUCCUGUUGAUACUCUUCAUUCUAGCAGUUUGUCUGUGCCUCCAGUAUUGCCUACUAUUCCACCACUUGCACCUUUGAACUAUGGCCAAAGAGCUGAAACUGAGAGUGGGAUGGGAAUAUUCUCUGGCAAUAAUUUGUAUGGUUACAGCUCGUUGCAGGCUGGAGAGAAUGCUUUUGGGCCUCUUUCUUCAUUUUCAUCGAAUACGUACGGAGGAUUUCCAACUUAUAUUGAGGUAGUGAUUCCUGCAAAUGCCUUGGCUAAAGUUAUGGGUAAAGGUGGCACAAAUGUUGACAACAUCAGAAAGAUAUCAGGAGCUCAUAUAGAAAUUGUUGACUCAAAGGCAUCCCGUUUUGAACGCAUUGCCCGGAUAUCUGGUACUCCCGAUCAGAAGCGGUCAGCAGAGAACUUAAUUCAGGCCUUUAUAAUGUCUACCUAAGAUGACGGUCAAUUUCCAGAGUUGGUGAAUUUUUGAACUCUUUUUGUGAUGCUUCAAGCUUUCCAUAAUUCCCUUAGGUCUAUUAUGAAGAACAAUGGUACAAUUCCUCCUCCUCCUGUCUUUUGUACCAAACAGAGUCCACUCGUUUCUUGCAAAGUCUACUGCCAAUUGUCCUUCAUGAGAACUGUUCCCUGUCAUGAACCUAUCUUAUAUCAUAAAAUUUCUCGAAUCCUUGAUUUACUCUGAUGUUAAAUUCUUGCGAGUCCUUAAUUGUCACAAUGCCAAUGUCCUUUGUCUGACAAGUCUUUGGUGACUUCUCGUGCUCGCAUAGUUAUGCUUAUUACCAAAUUUGUCUCUUUUCCCUCAUCAGAUACUGUCUAUCCGCUAAUAUAAUGGUCAAAUUUGAUACGUUAUUCACUGCUGAACUGAACUUUGUUGGUAUUCAUCACUGAAACAGUGAACUGAGUGCUAAAACUCAAAAAUCAUUUAUUUCCGAAAUCUCUUUGAUGUUUCUCAUAUGAGACUGAUAUAAAUUUAGUUCUACUGACUGCUUCAGCGCCUGAACCUUGUUCAUAAGUUAGUGUGUAUGUUAUUAUUCCUUUAUACUUGUUGCAUCGCAAAACUAUCAUUUUCUUUUUCUCAAAGGAUCCUCUUGUAGCGUCAGUUCUGAAUUGUAUAUAGCAUUUAUGUCUUCCCCCUGUUCUCUUCUUUCUUUGUACAUUGUAUUGUUUCUCUUGCUAUCUGUUCUUUAAUCUUGGUUUCAUGUUCUCCCAAAUUGGUCAUUCAUGUAUCCUAAACAAAAAAUCUGGUAGAAACUAGUGGUUAUCCGUGUGGUGAGGUCAUUAUUCUCCACCCAUCAAUAUGCCUACAUUGAAUUUAGACAAGUGCCCAAUUUGUUCCAUGAGUUCUUGUGGUCUCUUUGGUGCUAACCUAGUUCCAUCGACAGGAGCACUAACCUAAUUGGUUGGCUGAAGUUGUCUAAUUAAUAACGAAGAACUCUUUUACUGACAGUCAUGUAAAUAAUAGAUGUUGUACAUGCUGAACGAGCAUGGCUAUUGGAUCGAUACCUCAGAUGACAAAUGAACUGUUGUUUCUUAGAAGGUAAAAGAGCUAAAAGUUGGAAAGUUGUUGUUAUGAACUUUUCAUUUUAGAUGGUUGAAAAGUUGAUGUUGUGAGCUUUUCGUUUUAGAUGGUUGCUUAAUUGUUUGCAAAUGAUAUAUUUAUAUAUAUGAUAAUUUUGUCUCAA
This is a messenger RNA of Musa acuminata AAA Group (dessert banana), 3686 nucleotides long. Its product is annotated as KH domain-containing protein At4g18375-like. The coding region runs from base 575 to 2440 and encodes 621 amino acids. Gene Ontology annotation, biological process: regulation of gene expression. NCBI's taxonomy places the organism in Eukaryota, Viridiplantae, Streptophyta, Magnoliopsida, Zingiberales, Musaceae. Gene Ontology annotation, molecular function: mRNA binding. The transcript has 8 exons. The record is from RefSeq and is a predicted model, not a curated record. Gene Ontology annotation, cellular component: cytoplasm; nucleus.